Messenger RNA from Branchiostoma floridae (Florida lancelet), 5412 nucleotides. Its product is annotated as eukaryotic translation initiation factor 3 subunit A-like. Gene Ontology annotation, molecular function: mRNA binding; translation initiation factor activity. Gene Ontology annotation, cellular component: eukaryotic translation initiation factor 3 complex, eIF3m; multi-eIF complex; eukaryotic translation initiation factor 3 complex, eIF3e. NCBI's taxonomy places the organism in Eukaryota, Metazoa, Chordata, Leptocardii, Amphioxiformes, Branchiostomatidae. Gene Ontology annotation, biological process: translation reinitiation; formation of cytoplasmic translation initiation complex. The record is from RefSeq and is a predicted model, not a curated record.
UCGAGGUGCGUGCCGGGUAAUUUUCGUCCCCUGUCCCGCCAUAUUGUACGGAGUGGUGCAAUCUUCCUCGGCACAUGCUGACGGAGAUUCCUGCUUAAAAAGUACACUUUCUUCACGUUUUACGGACGAAUGCAGGAGACAGGAAAAUGCCUACCUAUUUCCAGAGGCCGGAGAACGCCCUGAAACGGGCAAACGAGUUCAUUGAUGUUGGUAAGAAGCAGCCAGCUCUUGAUGCUCUCUAUGAUGUCAUCAAGAGCAAGAAGCAUCGGACAUGGCAGAAGAUCCACGAACCCAUCAUGAAGAAGUACUUGGAGCUCUGCGUGGACCUGCGCAAGAGUCAUGUGGCUAAGGAGGGGCUGUACCAGUACAAGAACAUCUGUCAGCAAGUGAACAUCAAGUCCCUGGAGGAUGUAGUCCGUCAGUACUUGAGCCUGGCGGAGGAGAGGACAGAACAGGCCCGCUCCUCGUCCCAGCAGGCUGUGCUGGACAUUGACGACCUGGAGUCUGAAAUCUACACCCCAGAGCUUCUUCUUCUGAGCGCGGUCAGUGGUGAGGACAUCCAGGCGCGCCAUGACCGGCUGAUGCUGACCCCCUGGGUGAAGUUCCUGUGGGAGUCCUACCGCCAGUGUCUGGACCUGCUGAGGAACAACUCCCGCGUGGAGCGCCUGUACCAGGACAUCGCACAGCAAGCCUUCCAGUUCUGUCUCAAGUACAGCCGCAAGACAGAGUUCCGCAAGCUCUGUGACAAUCUGCGUAGCCACCUGCAGCAGGUGCUGAACCGCCACCAGACCCAGUCCACUGCCAUCAACCUGAACAAUGCUGACAGCCAGCAGCUGUUCCUGGAGACACGCCUGGUACAGCUGGACUCUGCCAUCACCAUGGAGCUGUGGCAGGAAGCCUACAAAGCUGUUGAGGAUGUGUGGCAGCUGAUGAACCUGUCCAAGAAGCCCCCCAAGCCUCAGCUCAUGGCCAACUACUACACCAAGCUGGGCAUGGUGUUCUGGAAGUCUGGUAACCAGCUGUUCCACGCCUCGGCUCUACACCGCCUCUUCCACCUGUCCAAGGAGCAGAGGAAGAACCUCAGCCAAGACGAGCUGCAGAAGAUGGCAUCCCAGGUAGUCCUGGCUACCCUGUCCAUCCCCAUCUCCCAACCUGCCACAGAGUUUGACAAGCUGCUGGACAUGGAGGGUGUCAGUAUGGAGAAGGCACGCCGCCUAGCGACCCUGCUGGGACUGCAGGGUCUACCCACCAGGGCCUCACUCAUCAAGGACAUGGUGAGGUCAGGAGUCCUACAGCACGUUCACCCCCAGCUGCAGGGCCUGUAUGAGUGGCUGGAGGUGGAGUUCCACCCCCUCAAGCUGAGCAGCAGGGUCUCCAACGUCUUCAACUUCAUCCUGUCUGCCGAGGAGCUGGAGCUGGCGCAGUAUGUUCCCGCACUGCAGGACGUCACCCUCAUGCGGCUGGUACAACAGGUAUCGCAGGUAUACCAGACCAUCCAGAUGUCGCGCCUGGUGGCCCUGGCUCCGUUCGCCACGUCCUUCCAGCUGGAGAGAGUCGUGGUGGAAGCUGCCAGAAACGGAGAUCUCAAGGUCCGUCUGGACCACUGUUCCAAGUCCUUGCGGUUUGGAGAAGAGGUGGGGCUGUUCUCCAGUGAGGAGAUAACAGAGUCGGAGGGCCCCACCCUCCAGCCUCUCCAGUCGGAGCAGUUCAACCGCCAGCUGGUGCAGAUGUCCGUCGCUCUCAACAUGGCCGUCAAUGUCAUCCAGCCGCCACAUCUCAUGAAGGAGCACGAGGACCUGAAGUCGGGCUGCAUGGCGGCCUACCGCAAGUCUGCCCGUGCGGAGCACCUGCACAUCCUGGCACGGCAGAGAACCAUUGAGGAGCGUAAGGAGAAACUGGAGAACCUCAACAUGCAGAGGGAGGAGGAAGAGAAGCGUGCUCAGGAAGAGCAGCUCCGUGCUCAGAAGGAGGCUGAGGAGGCGCGCCUCGCCCAGGAGGCACAGGAACGGGAGAGACAGCGGCGCCUGCAGGAGCGCCGGGAGAUCCAGCGGAAACAGGUCCAGGAGAGGCUAGACAUCCUCCGCAAGUCCAGUCUAGGAGCACGGGCACUGAAGGACAUCGACUUAGAGGACAUAGAUGAGCUGGACCCUGAUGCCAUCAUGCAGAAACAAGUGGAACAGCUAGAAAAGGAAAAGAAGGAAUUAGCAGAAAAACUCAAGGCCCAAGAAAAGAAGGUGGAUCAUUUUGAGCGUGCCAAACGUCUGGAGGAGCUGCCUGCCCUGCAGAAGAGCCACGCAGAACUCCUGGAGGAACGCAGGCUGACUUGGGACCAGGUGGAGGAGGAGAGGAUCCAUACCCUGACAGAAGAGCGCGAGGUCGCUCUGCAGCACAAGCACCGCAUGGCCUGCAUGAUGGACGACAAGGACAAGUUCAUCAACAUGCUCAAGGACUCUCGCAAAUCUGUCUUCAAGGACAAGAUUGCAGCCUUCAAUGCCCAAUUAAAUACAGAGCGAAAGAAACGCCUUGCCCAGCGGAAAGAGCAGCGGAAAGAGGAGCGUCGCCGCAAGUGGCUGGAAGAGAAGGAGGAGGAAGAACAGCGCCGGCGGGACGAAGAGCUCAUACGCGAACGCGAGCAGAAAGAGGCAGAAGAACAGGAGAAGCGAGAAAAGGAGGAGGAAGCGUACCGGGCCAAACUGGCGCAGCUGGAGGCCAUUGCGGAGAAACAGCGCCAACGGGAGCGCGAGAUAGAAGAGCGAGAAGCCAAGAGAAGAAUGGAGCUUCAGACGGAAGCGGAGCCAGUGCGGGCCCAAGACGGAGGCAGGGAUGACUGGCGCGCCAAGGACGGGCUGGGGAGCAGGGAUGAGGGGGCGUGGAGAAGAAGAGGUGACGAUGCCCCCCGCAGUAGAGACAUGGAAACCCCAGCAGAGGAAUCCUCUCCAGCGAAACAGCCAUGGAGACCGUCUGGCCGCUCCAGCUGGCGUGAUAGGGAACAGGGUGGGGGCAUCCGAGACAGGGCCCCCGCUGACGGUCGCUACCCUCCCGACGACAGCGGCCCUCGUCGUGACGACUGGGAGAGGCGCCCGCCGAUGGAUCGCGACAGGCGGCCUGGCUUUGAAGACGGAGAACGCCGUCCUCUGUCGGAUGAUCGGGAUCGCAGAGGUCCGCCAGACGAGCGCUGGAGGGACGCAGACCGCAGACCAGCCCCCCGCGAGGACAGCGACUGGCGGCGCGGUCCUGAUCGUGGCCCUGAUCGUGGCCCCGAUCGUGGCCCCGAGCGCAGCUGGAGGCAAGACGGUCCAGGACGGGACGAUCGUGACGACUGGCGCCGUGACGGACCAAGGAGAGACGACCGUGGCCCCCCCGAACGACGAGCGCCACCAGCACGAGAUGAGCGCGACAGUAGACCACAAGAUGACGACUUCAACUGGCGCAGGGGAGAGAGAGCCCCGGCUCCUGAUCGCGAGAGGUGGGGCGGGCGAGACGAACGUGCCCCCCGCCCGGGCCCAGAUAAAUGGAGGGAUCGCGACGACCGUUUCAGAGAUGAUCGCGGCCCCUCGCGUGGAUUCGACCGGGAUAACCGAGGCCCGCCCUCGAGAGGUUUCGACCGCGAGGAUCGCAGCUUCCCGUCCAGAGGGUACGAUCGUGAUGACCGCGGCACUCCGUCCCGUGGGUUCGACCGCGGGCCACCAAGCCGCGGAAUGGACCGUGACAUCCGUAGAGAAAAGAGCGACGAACCGGAGGGCGGGGUGCGUAAAGAGAAGGACAAGUGGAGGAGCGAGACAGAUGACGAUGGAUGGACGACUGUCAGGCGCUAAGGACUUCACUAUUGUCAUGUCUGCACCUGGUUAACAUACAAUCUGUCUGGUGUACAUUAUCAAACAGGUAACACUUAUAAAGGCCGCAAUUGUAGAAUUGGAGCUAUGACAUUAAUGAAUAGUUUGGUCAUUUCUUUGCAUACUAGAUUAAAUCCACCUUUAGUUAUCACAUUGCCCAGUAAUACUCACUACGAAUACAAAUGCAAUGUCGUAUUGUACGAAUGUCCUAAAAACAGUUUUGGGGGGAAUUUGUUAAAAGUAAAAGGUGAUAUAGUUGAAUAUAUUUUAAGAAGUCGUUACAUUAAUGAAAAAGUUUGUCUGGGAGGUUAUUACAGUUUUGGUACCAAAACACUACAAUAGGAGCCUUAGUAUGUUGCCUUGUUUGAUGUGCAGUUUCCUCACAAUUAUUAAUCUCAAUCUUCUUUCCAGAAUAGAAAUAGUGCAAGUGCGCUGUCCUUUAGCUCAUGUAAUGGCUGUAGAACUUACAACACUGUCCUCAACAUAUGUAUGUUGAGGUAUAAUGAAGUUCAUCAAAUGUGGCCAUUUCUGUAACAGAAUGUAAAAUUCUACGUCCAAAUACAUGGCCCAACCACACACAGGCAUGCAACUAUAGUUGCAUAGCAAAUUGGAAUAUUUUUACCCAUAACAUGUGUCUUAUACAAUGUAUUCUUCCAUAAAAUGCUGUUACCCGGUAGAAUGAUACCAUAGGUUAGAUUUAUUCUGUAAGGUCCAUGACUGUAAAGCACAGAGGUAUAGAAUGAGAUGUGUUACGUUUCUAUUAUGACAAUAUUGAAUGCACAAAUUGUGAAAGAAGAAGUCUCUUAGGUUUUGAAGCAUUACAAAUUGGAUUUUGGCUGAUAUUAUCUUGUUACGUGUUUGUCGCCUUACCCUCCAGAAUUAUUUUAAAAACAUCUCUUUAACAAUUUUGUCUAGAAUACAAAGUAUGCUUUAUCAGUUAUAUCCGGCUGUAUCCAACCUCUACAUGUAGGCACAAUAAGCUGGUUGAUAGUUUGAACUGCACAUACACAAGUUUGAUUUAUUGUGGGAAUAUGUCAAAGUUGAAAGCCCCUAAGACAUAAACAGAUCAAGUCUGGACAACUGUUAACAAGUUAGGGACCUUAACCUUUGACCUCACGCAUGUGCAAUUCAAACGGUGAACCAGCUUACGAGCGAUUACUUCGCACGCUGUGUGCAACAUCAAAUUUAUACAUUACACACUAGAUAUAUACAGCAUGUGUUUUCAUAUUAACUAAUACCAGCACAUGUACAAAUCAACUUCUAUGUGAGGAUAUAUGUCAAGGGAAUUCCAAUUCUUACAGAUAGAAUGUUGGGUCCCAAAUCUAAAUGGUUAGAAAAAAUGCUGAAAUACAUUUAUUCAUGAUCGUAAUAGUUAUUGGAGAACAUGUUGAAUUCUUCAGUCUUUGUAAUAAAACACUUCAAUGAUGCAAGAUUAGGUAAGGCAAGUCAGUGUGUUAGGCCACUUCAAGUUAGAAUCCUUGGUACAUGGCCUAUCUAAAUUUAGCGUUUGAAAAGAAAUUGCGAAGACAUCAAUUCUCACAGUUCCUGAUAUAUUAUAAUAAAAGGAACCUAAGCAACA